This is a messenger RNA of Impatiens glandulifera, 1906 nucleotides long. RefSeq names its product CDP-diacylglycerol--serine O-phosphatidyltransferase 1-like. The record is from RefSeq and is a predicted model, not a curated record. Gene Ontology annotation, biological process: phosphatidylserine biosynthetic process. The transcript is spliced from 12 exons. Bases 388 to 1692 code for a protein of 434 amino acids. NCBI's taxonomy places the organism in Eukaryota, Viridiplantae, Streptophyta, Magnoliopsida, Ericales, Balsaminaceae. Gene Ontology annotation, molecular function: L-serine-phosphatidylethanolamine phosphatidyltransferase activity.
UGAUUGAUGUAUAAGAAUUAGAAAACCAACCAUAGAUUGAGCUGAGAGUCCUCAUCACCAUCUUCUCCAAAUCUUUCAUUCACUCAUCCUUCAGCCAGCCACGGACGGAAGAAGAACAGACUAACCCUCUCUUUCGUGCCACCGUUUACUACUCUUUCCGCCCGACCACCAUCUUCUUCGCCUGACAUUUUAUUAAACUUUGGUUGCUUGCUUCUUUCAAUGCUUGUCUAUUGGUAAAGAGAAUCCAAGCUGCCUUCUUUUGUCUUUUUGUUGUCAUUCUUGCAUGUAGCGAUUUAGGGCGUUAAAACUUUCUCCGCCUUUUCAUUUCUACAAUUGCAUGAUGCUAACGAAUUCAAUCCUUGUAAUUAAAGUCGCUAUCUUUCUUAUAUGAUGAUCAAAGCUUCUUUCAGAAGAAUGGAAUCUGAUAGGAAAAAGAAACAGUGUGUUUGGGAAAAUGGUUAUGGUAGUAGAUCAUUGAGUGUGGAAGAUGAUGAUGAUGAAUUUGAUCCAUGGACAGCGUGGGCUUACAAACCACGCACAGUAACAUUGUUGCUAAUUGGUGCAUGUUUUCUUGUUUGGGCAAGUGGAGUUCUUAAUCCAGGGAACAGUUCAUCCUUAGAUGUUGUUACUUCUGUGAAAAGGGGAAUUUGGGCGAUGAUUGCAGUCUAUCUUGCUUACUCGUUGCUACAAGCCCCAUCGACAGUUCUUAUUAGACCACAUCCAGCAAUUUGGCGACUAGUUCAUGGCAUGGCUGUUAUUUACCUGGUGGCUCUCACAUUCUUGCUGUUUCAGAAUCUUGAUGAUGCUCGCGAGUUUAUGAAAUUUCUCCAUCCUAAGCUUGGUAUUGAACUUCCUGAAAGAUCAUACGGUGUUGAUUGCAGAAUAUACUUGCCUGAAAAUUCCACAAACAGGUUUAAGAAUGCUUAUGAUACUCUAUUUGAUGAAUUUGUUCUGGCUCAUAUUCUUGGUUGGUGGGGUAAAGCAAUAAUGAUUCGUAAUCAGCCCCUUCUUUGGGUUCUUUCAAUUGGGUUUGAGAUGAUGGAGUUCACCUUCCGUCACAUGUUGCCAAACUUCAAUGAGUGCUGGUGGGAUAGCAUUAUCCUCGAUAUUUUUGUGUGCAACUGGUUUGGUAUCUGGGCUGGAAUGCGUACUGUCCGACACUUUGAUGGAAGGACAUAUGAGUGGGUUGGUAUAAGCAGGCAGCCAAACAUUAUGGGGAAAGUAAAACGAACUCUAGGCCAAUUUACACCAGCAAUGUGGGAUAAAGAUGAGUGGCAACCCCUACUCGGUCCUUGGCGUUUCCUCCAAGUUUUGUGUCUAUGCAUUGUGUUCUUGACUGUGGAGCUCAAUACAUUCUUCCUUAAGUUUUGCCUUUGGAUUCCUCCCCAAAAUCCACUCAUAGUGUAUAGAUUGAUCUUAUGGUGGUUGAUCGCUAUACCAACUAUCCGCGAGUACAAUUCAUAUUUGCAGAACCGAAAACCAGUGAAGAAAGUCGGUGCCUUUUGUUGGCUCUCUCUUGCCAUCUGCAUUGUUGAACUCUUGAUUUGUAUCAAGUUUGGUCAUGGGCUCUUUCCUAAACCAAUGCCUGAAUGGUUAGUUAUUUUCUGGUCGUCAAUUUGGGUAGCUCUUGUGGCAUUUUUGUCAAUAUGGAGGUGGCAGCUGCAUCAAGCUCUGAGGAGAAAGAGACAAUAGGUUCCCUGUUUUUAGUUCUUAUAAUUCUCAUCCCAAUGUAAAUUGAUUUUGAUUUUCUCCUUCUGAAGUUGUAAAUGCUAAUUUAUUAGGUCAAUAGAUUACAAAGUUUUCAAGGUAUAUGUAUUUCUCUUCUAUUUAUUAUUUUUUUUGGUUUACAAACUUUAUAGUUUUAUAACAUUACUUUCUAGUAAAUGGCUUCCAUGCAUGGAUCUUC